This is a messenger RNA of Octodon degus (degu), 1823 nucleotides long. RefSeq names its product periphilin-1-like. The coding region runs from base 59 to 799 and encodes 246 amino acids. Lineage: Eukaryota; Metazoa; Chordata; Mammalia; Rodentia; Octodontidae. Gene Ontology annotation, cellular component: nucleoplasm. The transcript has a single exon. Gene Ontology annotation, biological process: negative regulation of gene expression, epigenetic; negative regulation of DNA-templated transcription; protein localization to heterochromatin. The record is from RefSeq and is a predicted model, not a curated record.
GCUGCUGGCGGUCCUGUCCGCGGAGUCGGUGAGAGCGCGUUCCUUUGCCGAGAGGGACAUGAGAGAUGGCUUUAGAAGAAAAAGUUUCUACUCUUCCCAUUAUGCGAGAGACCGGUCUCCUCAUACAAGGGACCCUCCCUUUUUCCGAGACUCACCUGUUGGCCGGAAAGACUCUCCGCACAGCAGAUCUGGCUCCAGUGUCAGCAGCAGAAGCUACUCUCCAGACCGAAGCAAGCCAUACUCUUUCCACCAGUCUCAGCACAGAAGUAAAGACAGAUCUGUCCAGUCUUUGAAAACAUCAAGAGACACUUCACCCUCAAGUUCUCCAGCAGGUCCUUCAUCAAAGGCCUUGGACAAGCCCAGCAGGCUGACCGAGAAGGAACUUGCGGAGGCUGCAAGCAAGUGGGCUGCGGAGACGCUGGAGAAGUCCGAGGAGAGCAGCCUGCCCGGGGCUCCCGAGUUCCAGGUGGGACCUACAACUCCGUUAUUCCCUGAGCAGCCAGAGGAGCCGGAGACCAGUGCAGCCGACAGCACAGAAUUGUUUGAAGACAGUCAGCUCAGCAGUCGCACGAAAGCAAUAGCGUUGAAAACCAAAGAGAUUGAGCAGAUCUACCGACAAGACUGUGAAACUUUCGGGAUGGUGGUGAAGAUGCUGAUUGAGAAAGACCCUUCCCUAGAAAAGUCUAUCCAGUUUGCCCUGAGGCAGAAUUUACAUGAAAUAGGCGAGCGGUGUGUUGAAGAACUGAAGCAUUUCAUUGCAGAGUAUGAUACUUCUCAAGACUUUGGAGAGCCUUUUUAGAAGACAUAGUAUAAUGGUUAGGCAAAAAUAAAUGUUUCUAGAUUUUUUCCCCCCUGAAUUGUGUAAAUCCUUAAUGUGUGAAAUUUUUGUCAUGAAGAGUGAUGAGUUUUCAGUAUCAAACAUCUAACAUAGUCUGUUUAAAAUAUUUUAAUUAGAAUUUUCUCUACACAUAGGACCUACUAAUCCAUAUUCACCUUCCACCCCCAAAAUGAUGUUCAGUUACUGUUUAAGCCCCACCCGUAAUGGGAUCAAACUCAGGAUCUUGCACGUGCCAGGCAGGUGCUUGCGCCCCUGAGCCAUCUCCUUGGCUGUGGUGUAAGCGUUGCAGGGCUGUCUCACUCGCCCAGGCUGCCUAACCUGCGAUGUGCUUGGUCACGUGAGUGUAACACUCGGGUUGGAGCUCAUUCCACCUGAACAGUAGUUGUGUUUGCACUUUUCAGAGUGGGUGGUACCAGGUGACAGGUUGGAAUUUGGAGUUUUGACUUUUAUUAACUUGUUGCCUGUUUGUCUUAGGCCUCCUAAGUUUUAAUAUGCUGAAGUACACUAUCAUAAUAAAGUGAAUACUUUGGUAUCUUAGGAGAUAUUUGCUUUGAGAAUAAUUCUUAGUAAUAACAUAGCACUUAAAAUCUGAAAGACAUCAGAAUAAAACCUUUUCUUAGAAAAUGAUCUCCGUAUGUCUCUUCUCCAUUUUUAGGAGAAGACACAUAUGGAGAUCACUUAGCUUUAGCUCCUAAAGCUCUUAACUACCCUGAUGUCUUUUGAAGGGGUAAUGUGUUUGAGACAGAGGGUGAGGAAUAUUAGAAAACCCCUGUGAUCAAGUGGGGAAAACCUUUAAAUAUGUAAGAGUGCUGGGGUUUUGUUCUUGUAAGCCCAUGCUGUCUCAGAAGGAUGAACACAUUGCAGGAAAUCAUUUACAGAUAUUGGAAGGGUACUUUGUGACCUCGUGACUGCUGUGUUCGGUGACCUUGGGAGGCAUGUAGUCUUUCCUAAGUGUUCCUGCAAACCUGGCCCAGCCUGCCAUGCC